AUGGAUGUCCACGAGCAUGAGGCGGCGACGGGUUGCCGCUUCUCAUGGAACGUGUGGCCAGCGACGCGAGCGGAGGCGCAAAAGAUUGAGCUUCCUCUGGGGUGUAUGUUCACUCCGUUGCGGGAGUGCACCAGUCUUCAACUUGUCGAGUAUGAGCCCAUAAGGUGCCGUGUGAGUGGAUGCAUUCUUAACCCGUUCUGCGCGAUUGAUUUCCGGAGCAAACAAUGGACUUGCCCCUUCUCUCUUCAACGCAACGCCUUCCCCAACCACUACGCCAUGCACAUUUCGGAGCAGAACUUGCCUGCGGAACUGCUGUACCCGACGAUCGAGUACAUUCUGCCACAGCCGAUGCCUGCUGCGAACGGGGCGCCUGGCGGUGCUCCUGCGGGAGGGGAGCUACCGCCUCCUCUGUUUUUCCUGGUCGUGGACACGUGCAUCAUCGAAGAAGAACUGGAGCAGCUUCGCGACUCUCUGAUGCAGGCUCUCGCGCUCAUGCCCUCGGACGCGAUGGUGGGCAUCAUCACGUACGGCGCCAUGGCAAUGCUGCACGAACUGGGAGGCGGCAGCGAGACCGUGGACGUGAUGAAGGCGCACGUGUUUCGAGGAAACAAAGAGCUGACUCCGAUGCAGAUUCAGCAGCAGCUUGGCUUGAUAGGAGGAGGAAACAACGCCUACGUUCCCCCACGCGGAGGCCAGGGCGCUGCAGGAUCUCCCCUUCUCCGUCCCGCCGCCGCACGCUUCAUCCAACCUAUCGGCGAAUGCGAGUAUAAACUGACGUGUAUUCUCGAGGAGUUGAGGCGCGACUCCUGGCCUGUACCGUCCGACUCCCGGCCUAUGCGUUGCACAGGCCUUGCCCUGUCGGUGGCUCUGUCUGUUCUGGAAGCGGCGUGGUACCAACUGCCGGCGCGAAUUUUGCUGUUUGUUGGCGGCGCAUGCACAUCAGGACCCGGCCAGGUGGUAGAUCUGUCUCUCUGCGAGUCCAUCAGACACCACUUGGAUCUCCAGAAAGACAACAAAAACGCGCGUUUCGUCAAGAAGGCUCUCAAAUACUACACUCAGCUCGCGAACCAGGCGGUGAAGGCAGGACACGCCGUCGACAUCUUUGCAUGCUCCCUCGACCAGGUCGGCCUCUAUGAGAUGAAAGUUAUGACGGAGAAGACCGGCGGAUGCGUCGUUAUGGGCGACAGUUUUUCCAUCAACGUUUUCAAGGACAGUCUCAAAAAAUUUUUCGAAACCGACUCAACAGGUUUCCUUAAGAUGGGCUUCAAUGCGAAAAUCGAGGUCCUUUGCAGCAAGGAGUUCAAAGUUUGUGGCGCAAUAGGGCCGUGCACAGGCACGGGCAAGAAGGGGUGCCAGGUGUCCGACACCGUGGUAGGCGAGGGCAUGACGAGCGAGUGGCAGGCUGCGGCUCUCGAUAAGGAGACGUCGAUCGCGUUCUACUUCGAAGUGACGAAUCAACAAGCGCAAAACCUUCCGCCAGGCAAACAAUCCUUCCUCCAGUUUCAGACGUUGUAUCUCCACCCGAGUGGUCGGCGCCGUCUCCGCGUGACAACCCUCUCUUACCGUUUUGCGGAGCCAAACACGAUCGACGUCGCUCCAGGUUUCGAUCAGGAAGCUGCCGCCGUCCUGAUGACGCGUCUCGCAGUGUUCAAGACGGAGUCCGAAGAAUCUCUGGACGUCCUCCGGUGGCUCGACAGGAAACUGAUUCGCCUCGUGGCUCGUUUUGCCGAUUAUCAGAAAGACGACCCGAGCUCGUUCCAUCUGUCAACGGAGUUCAGCAUCUACCCGCAGUUUAUGUAUCACCUGCGGCGGAGUCACUUCCUUCAGACGUUCAACGCGUCUCCCGACGAAACGGCGUACUACCGGUCUGUGCUCCUCCGAGCGAGCGUGAUGAACGCACUGGUGAUGAUUCAGCCUGCGUUGUUGGAGUAUUCCUUCGAGCAACAAGGCCCGCCCCAGCCUGUGCUGCUGGAUGCCCAGGCUCUCAAGCCAAACGUGAUCUUGUUGCUCGACUCGUUCUUCCACGUCGUCGUCUGGCAUGGCGAGCUCAUCCACCAGUGGCGCGAACAAGGCUUCCAUAAUAUGCCAGAGUAUGAAAACUUGCGGCAACUGCUUCAGGCCCCUCUCGAGGACGCAAAAGUUAUUCUCGACGAGCGUUUCCCCGUCCCCAAGUAUGUUCAGUGCAACAGCGGAGGAAGCCAGGCGCGCUUUCUGCUGGCGAAAGUUAACCCCUCGACGAACUACGCGCAGAGUGCCUCAGGGGGGACGCCUGGCAUGGGCGGCCUGAUGGGCGACUCUGCUGGCGGCGGCGAGAGUUUCAUCAAUACCGACGACGUCAGCCUCAAAGUCUUCAUGGACCAUCUCAUCAAACUGGCGGUGCAGAGCUAG
Messenger RNA from Neospora caninum, 2388 nucleotides. RefSeq lists its product as hypothetical. Gene Ontology annotation, biological process: COPII-coated vesicle cargo loading; endoplasmic reticulum to Golgi vesicle-mediated transport; intracellular protein transport. The record is from RefSeq and is a predicted model, not a curated record. Gene Ontology annotation, cellular component: endoplasmic reticulum exit site; COPII vesicle coat. NCBI's taxonomy places the organism in Eukaryota, Apicomplexa, Conoidasida, Eucoccidiorida, Sarcocystidae. The transcript has 15 exons. The coding region runs from base 1 to 2388 and encodes 795 amino acids. Gene Ontology annotation, molecular function: GTPase activator activity; zinc ion binding.